This is a messenger RNA of Nymphalis io (European peacock), 1859 nucleotides long. It is a transcript of the gene tun, whose product is annotated as protein N-terminal glutamine amidohydrolase. Gene Ontology annotation, molecular function: protein-N-terminal glutamine amidohydrolase activity; protein-N-terminal asparagine amidohydrolase activity. NCBI's taxonomy places the organism in Eukaryota, Metazoa, Arthropoda, Insecta, Lepidoptera, Nymphalidae. Gene Ontology annotation, cellular component: cytosol; nucleus. The transcript has 5 exons. The record is from RefSeq and is a predicted model, not a curated record. Bases 13 to 666 code for a protein of 217 amino acids.
CAAAGUGUCAAAAUGUCGGUCAAUGCACAAGUGCAUCUCAGUAAAAAUGAAAAUAAUAAAAAGAGUGAUAAAACCCUUAAGCCCUUAUUUCCCAAACAAGCGGAAUGUUCAUAUGUUUCCUGUUACUGUGAAGAAAACGUAUGGAAACUAUGUUCAGAUGUGUCUAUAAGAGUUCCAAUAGAGCUGGACAGAUGCUUCGUUGUAUUUAUUUCGAACCCAUGCCGCACUGUUCCUUUGUGGAAACAAAGGGCUGGGCGCGAGGACGAUCGCCUCGUAAUAUGGGAUUAUCAUGUCAUAUUUCUUUAUUCUGUGGAUUGUAAAACAUGUUUAGUUUAUGAUUUGGAUUCUGAACUUCCAUUUCCAACAUUCUUCCACAAAUAUGUGACUGAAACAUUUCGCACAGAUCAUGUCUUGAAGUCGGAUUUCCACAGAUUUUUCCGUGUAGUUCCUGCUAAACAAUUUAUACAACAUUUUGCCUCUGAUAGACGUCAUAUGAAGAGACCUGAUGGUUCAUGGAUCAAACCUCCUCCCCCUUAUCCGGCCAUCUGCACUUCAACCUCAACUCAUAACUUAGAUGAGUACAUUAAUAUGGACUCGGACUCUGGCCCUGGUGAAGUAUUUAAUCUGACUGAUUUUGUACAACGGUUCUAUAAAAUAGAGAAGUAAUACAAAAUGAAUGAUAGAUAGACAAAUUAUAAUUUUAAAUUUAUUUAUUACCAUAAUCUAUUUGUUUUGGUUUAUGGCAUAAGUUGAUUAUGUUUUAAUAAUCUUUUGUUAUGUUUUUAUUGUUAUAUUCUAUUAAAAUUGAAAUAUUUGUUUUAAGGGCUCCAAAGGAUAAAUAUUUUGGUUAAACAUUCAAAAACGAUACUGACUUGUCUAGAAUUUUGGGACAGUUGAUAAUAUAAUGAGAAAAGUGUUUUUAAAAUGUUAAUUUUUUAAAUGUUUAAUCAAAGUUGUAUCUCAAAGUAAGUUUGUGUUUAAAUUCAGCAAGGUUCUCAGUUUGAUAUUUAAUCGUUUAAUAAUAAAAAAAGUUAAACUACCUAAGCUUAAAUUCUUACAUUUUCGAUAUAACAAAAAAAGAAAUUAAACAAAACCUAUAAGUUAAAGUAUUUCAACAUUGCAUGGAACCUUUAAGUUUAAGCCGAUUUUGCAUUUACUUUUUUUAUUUUUAUAUAGGAUAUUUAUUUUAAGCUUGAGUAAUAAAAAAUAUUACCGUUAAAAAUAUUAUUGGUUACAUAAUAUUAUAUAUACAUGAGUAACCUUAAAUUUUUGAAUGCUUCAUAUAUUUACUAUAAUAAUAGAACUUAAAUAUCUUCAUAUUCUAUCUUCUUGAAUGAGUGAUACUGCACAAAUAAAAAUGUUAAAAAACUUCACUUACCUUCUAUCUAGAACAUUCACAGCCUUAUGAUCAUUGUUUAAUGGGUGAUUAGUUGAACAGUUUUAUAUCUUUUUCUUUCGAAUGUCAAAUCAAUAAUGAUAGAAAGAGAUAAAUCAGUGUUUAACUAAACAGCAAUGUUUAUAAGAAAGGCUAUUAUUAUUUGCAUAUACUAUAUAUGUUUUUUAUCGAUUUUUAAACAAAUGAAAAAAUUAUUAAGCUAGUAUAGUUAAAAUUAUUAUAUCCAUAAUCAAAGUAAAUUCAGCACUUAUUUCAUUUAAAAAAAAAUGAUACGACAUUUAUUGAAAUUAUAUAAUAUAAGUAUUUUUCCAUUAAAUUUACUAUUUGUGCCAUUUAAAAAUAAUAAUCUAGAAUAAGAACAUGCAGGAUGUUAUUCUUAAAUUUUGUAAUUACACUAUAAAUAUAUUAAUAUUGUUCUUUAUAUGACUCCAAAAUUCGUAUGGGUAAUAUCACCCACCGAGUU